AUGGAGGCUUUCUUGAAUGAAGAUGACAUUGCAUUUGAAUAUGAACUACAAAAGGAUCCUCAGAAUCUAACUGCUUGGAAACGAUAUCUGGAUCACUGGAAAUCACAAUUAAGAGACCCCAAUAAUAAAAACAGUAAGAGAACCGAAGAUCUUAUUGAAUGGUUAUACGAGAGAUUGCUAUUACAAUUUGUUGAUGAUGGAGAACUAUGGAUGGAGUAUAUAACUUGGCAAAAUGACAGAUUUAUGGCCAAUAAAUUUAAAUAUUCAAAAAUGACUCUCAUUUUCCAAAAAUGUUUAGACACAUGUCAAGAAAAGACUCCUACUGACAUAUAUUUUAUGUUCUUGGAUUUCGCUCUCGAACAAUAUGACCUGAAACUAAUUAGGGAAGUUUUUGAUAUUUCCAUUACUCGAUUGAAGAUACAAGAUCAAGGAACCUUAUGGGGGAAAAUAAUCGAAUUUAUUUAUGAAAAAUUUCUUCCCUUGACUUUUGCAGAUGAAGAGGAUGAAAAUGAUGUCGAGCAAGAUCAAUACGAUGAACUCCAACUUUUGAUUUAUAAAACUUUGUUUGCGACAGAUAAUGAGAUUACAAGUAAGAAUAAUGAAGAAACGGAUUUUGCUAAUGUAUGGGCUUCCCACUUUUUAAGAAGAUACAUUUUGGUAUGCCCACCGUCGGCGGUCGAGCAAGUAUUGCAGGCAUUGUAUAACACCAAAGAUUAUAACACUGCAAUUGAGAUAUAUAAACAAUCAAUGAGGGAGACAAAAGGGACUUCAACAUCAUAUCUGCCGACAAAAGGUUCAUCUUUUGAUAUAAAUUUAAAUUACCUGAAAAUGUUAGAAUCAUUAAAACUGGAAAAGGAGUAUGAGCUAUUCGCUGAAGAAUUGGAAAAGCAGUUUCCAACUGAGUGUCUAACUGUAACAAUAUUAAAGGCAAAGCAUUACAUUAAACAAGCGAAAUUUGAUCAAUUUGAGGAGCUCUUGCAAAAAUCGUUGAAAGCUACUUCAUCUGUUCACGAUUUUACGAUUCUUUAUAAUCUGCAUCUUAAUUUCGAGCAGGCUUUCUUGGAGACAAUUAUUAAUGAGUUAAAAGACAAUAAAACUUUACAGACUGAUCCCAAAUGGGAAGAGCUUUUAUCUUCUCAUUUUCAAAUCGCGCAAGAUCUAACUGUAAAUUACAAGUUGAAAAUGAAUAAUCUAAAGUUAAGACAGAAUCCGAAUAUGAUAUCAACAUGGAAUGAAAGAGUUGCAUUAUUUGAAGCAAAGAGUAAGAAAGUGGAAGUAUAUACCGAGGCUAUAAUGAAAAUUGACCCUCUGAAAGUAAUUACUCGAGGAGUAUUUGGGAAGCUUUGGGUAAGUUAUGCUCAGAUAUACUGGGAUAGUAAAAAUUAUGAUAGUGCAAGACAGAUAUAUGAAAGUGCACUGAAAGUCCCUUUCCCAUAUAUAGAAGACUUGGAAGAAAUAUGGACAACAUGGAUAAAUAAUGAACUAGAGUUAGAUGACGGUGUACAAAGAUGUCUUUUAUUAUUAGAUACUGCAUUAAUAGCUCCAGAUCAUCCUGAUGUGAUUAUAGAUAAAUUUAGAGCCAGUCAUGGGAAGGUCCCUGCACAAACAAUUGUUUUCAAUUCGUUAAAGUUAUGGUCAUUAAAAAUAGAUUUGUUAGAAAUGGUAAAUUCAACCUUUGAGAAUGAGAAGAUUUGGAAGGAUAAAAUCAUAGAGACAUAUGAGAGUGCAAUUAAACUGAAAAUUUUAUCGCCUAUGAUGUUUAUAAACUACGCCCAUUUUCUAAAAAACUGUGGAAGAACUUUGGAUAGCUAUCAGGUUUAUGAAAGGGCUGUUGCAAUAUUUACACCUGAAACGCAAAAUGAGAUUUGGAAUAUCUACCUGUCCGAAGUGGUUGAAAGUUCAAUAAUCUCUAAAGAACACAUAAGGGAACUGUUUGAUCAGUCACUACGACACUUAAUACAAGCAGGUGUUGACUGUAAAGCAUUGUUUAUCCUCUACAGUAAAUAUGAAGCUGAGAAAAAUGGCUUGAUUAAAAAAUCAGUGGACAUCUUAUUAGAUGGGGCCAAAAAUAAUGGUGAAGGUCGUACUUACUUAAAUAGUCGACUCACUUUAUGGGAUAUGUGCAUUUCUGAAGCAGAAUCUAAUUUCGGUAUUUCUGUCGCAAGAGAACUUUAUGAACAAGCUAUUACAGCGUUACCUAAUUCGAAAGUGAUUCCUUACAUCCUAAAGUUUGCACAUUUAGAAGCUAAAAGUAAAGAAGUUACAAGGGCAAGAGAAAUAAUGGAAUAUGGUGCAAAGUUGUUGCCACCAGUAGAAAAUACAGAUUUAUGGGAACAUUGGGACAAAUUUGAGCUAGAAUAUGGUAACAAAGAAACAUAUAAAAAUAUGUUGAGGUUAAAAAGGCAACUUGAGAACGAAAUGAAGAUAGAUACAGAGGAAGCAAGUCAUAAUGAUGGCAACGUUCAAUUCGUUACAGCAGCGGCUAGUGCAAAACAGCAAAAAACUAUGACUACUAGCAAUCCAGAAGAGAUAGAGCUUGAUUUAUAA
Molecule: messenger RNA, 2547 nt
Organism: Naumovozyma dairenensis CBS 421
Lineage: Eukaryota; Fungi; Ascomycota; Saccharomycetes; Saccharomycetales; Saccharomycetaceae
Gene: SYF1
Product: mRNA splicing protein SYF1
Exons: 1
Coding region: 1-2547 (848 amino acids)
Biological process (GO): generation of catalytic spliceosome for first transesterification step; mRNA splicing, via spliceosome
Cellular component (GO): U2-type catalytic step 2 spliceosome; post-mRNA release spliceosomal complex; Prp19 complex
Molecular function (GO): protein binding
Source: RefSeq, a predicted model, not a curated record